Molecule: messenger RNA, 4109 nt
Organism: Canis lupus familiaris (dog)
Lineage: Eukaryota; Metazoa; Chordata; Mammalia; Carnivora; Canidae
Product: zinc finger protein with KRAB and SCAN domains 4-like
Biological process (GO): regulation of transcription by RNA polymerase II
Molecular function (GO): RNA polymerase II cis-regulatory region sequence-specific DNA binding; DNA-binding transcription factor activity, RNA polymerase II-specific
Source: RefSeq, a predicted model, not a curated record
UAUUACUGGUUAAUAAUGAUUUCCCACUUCCAGGAAUCUUCAGCAGAAAAAAAGCUGCCGGCUAGAGUGAGGCCCAAGUACUGCCUUGGCCCAGGAGGGCUAGAGUUGAAGGCCAGCACCGCCUUGGACAACCAAUCUGCAGAGAACCAGAUGUGUCUUCUGGUCAUAAAGGUGGAAGAGGAAGAGGCUUACCUUUAGGAGGAGGCCAGCCCUGUUCGGGGUUCAGAAAACUCACAACCGCGCUUCUGGAACUUCCGAUACACUGAGAUCAAGCGGCCCCACGAGGCCCUCACCAGGCUCCGGUCCCGCAGCAAGGAGCAGAUCCUGGAGCUGCUGGUGCUGGAGCAGUUCCUGACCAUCCUGCCCGAGGAGCUCCGGGGCUGGGUGCGGGAGCAGCACCCCGAGAGCGGGGACGAGGCGGUGGUGCUCCUGGAGUAUCUGCAGAGGCAGCUGGACGAGCGGGGGCCGCAGAUCCCAGGUGGUGUUGAGGGGCAACUACUCUGUUGUAAGGUGGCAGCGUUGACACCAGCUCAGAGGCCACGGAACACCCAGUUGCAGCCAAUGAAGGCUUUGCUCAAGCAUGAAUCUCUGGGAUCCCAGGCCUCACCAGACAGAGUUCUCCAGGUUCCUGGGCUUGGCCCAGGAGGGACGUGCAGAGGAGACACAGUGGUGGCUGCCAGGCUGCCCCCAGAGCCCCAGGGCUUGCUGAAAACUGAAGAUAUGGCCCUGGCUUUCUGCUCUGUGUGGACACAGCUGGAUUCAUCUCGGGGCAGCUUCCACAGAGAUGAGAGGCAGGAGAACUGUGGCGGCCCGACUCCCCUGGGUGGGGACACACAGGCUGAGAUCACGGACCUGCUCCCAGGGGAGGAACGUCCAGGACAAGAGCCUGGGGAAAUACCCUGCCACCUGGGUGAAGACGUCUCCCGCAUUCCUGCCUGUGCAGAAGCUGGUGAACAGGAGGGCCGGUUACCAAGAAAGCAGAAAAAUGCCACAGGAAAUAGGCGGCACUAUUGUCAUGAAUGUGGAAAGAGUUUUGCUCAGAGUUCAGGCCUGACCAAACAUAGGAGAAUCCACACUGGGGAGAAACCCUACGAAUGUGAAGACUGUGGCAAGACCUUCAUUGGGAGCUCUGCCCUUGUCAUCCAUCAGAGGGUCCACACUGGGGAGAAACCGUAUGAGUGUGAGGAAUGUGGCAAGGUCUUUAGUCACAGCUCAAACCUCAUCAAACACCAGAGAACCCACACUGGGGAAAAGCCCUAUGAGUGUGAGGACUGUGGCAAGACGUUCAGCCAGAGGUGCAGCCUCCUUGAACAUCACAAAAUCCACACGGGGGAGAAGCCAUACCAGUGUAGCCUGUGUGGCAAGGCUUUUAGGCGGAACUCACACCUCCUGAGACACCGGAGGAUCCAUGCUGACAAAAACGUGCAGGAUCCUGAACGUGGAGAGACCUGGGAGUAUCAGGGGAGGGGGGAAGGCCAGUGGGAAAAUAACGAGGCUCCCGUGUCUUAUAAGUGUACCGAGUGUGAGAGAAGUUUCACUCAGAAUAGAAGCCUUCUCGAACACCACAAAAUCCACACUGGUGAGAAACCCUUUCAGUGUGACACGUGUGGAAAAGGCUUCACACGAACUUCCUACCUUGUUCAACAUCAGAGAAGCCACGUUGGGAAAAAAGUUCCAUCACAGUGACCCCCGUCGUACAUGUGAGAGCUGGUGCUCAUUGCUCAUUGGCCUGAAGCCACUGGGAACCCUUUCUGACCACAGAAACUGGGCUGGGACUUUGUUUACCACUUCCCAUCAUCUUAUGUCAGAAGACAGAGUCUGGCUGAGAUGUAUUGUCUUCUGCAUUCUAGAAGGUGGGUGGGGAGCAGCUUGUUUGAUAGGAGGCUACGGGAGAGUUGUCUGGAAGGGGUAGGACCUGAAAUGUUUAUUCUUACCUACUGGACUGAAGUGGGCUUCCAGACUGGCUAACCACCUCCAGCUGGCACCUUAGGAUGUCUCCUGGGCAGAAGGCUCUGUUGGGAGCUGCUGCUCUGACCGUUUUGCUUAUAAAGAAUCCUCUAUCAGUCGGUCAGAUCCAUGACAUCUACUCCCCCUUGUGCCUUGAACACAGGUGCUCAUAAACAUACAUUAAAUAUAACUGUGAGAUACCCUACAGCUCUGGAUAUGAUAUGUAGAUUUCUGAGGAACUUCUCACUACAGUCAUUUGAGCUUGUGUCUAAUUCUGAGUUAAUAUAGUGCAUUUUUUGGGGGGGUGGGGUGAGAGUGAGACUACUGUUAUAGAAGGAAUCCAAAUUUCUUGACCAGAUGGGGCAUUCCAAUGUGAAUACCUCAGACAGGUUCCUCAUCAGUAAAUCACUGUGAAUGAACGCCAGUCAUGGAAUGCCAUUCUUUAAUAUUGCUACUCUUUGCAGAGAAGAUAUUCCUAUGCAGAUAGUGUGAAAAUUAAUCAAAUCAGAGUAAAAAGAUAAAUUUACUAAUGCUCAGCAUCUUGGUUCUGAGCUUUCAGCCCUCUUAGGCCUAAGCACAUGCUCUGUAAAGCUGAAGACACUAUCCUGCCCACCACCCACUACACCGGAAAGUAUAGUAGACUGUGAUUCACGACUCACGCCUGCUAAGUUCAGACUACUUCAGGAUAUAGAGAACUCAGUUCUGACCUGAAUUCCACCAACAACCAUUGAAUGAUCUUGGAAUCAGAUUCUUUCCAAGUGCCUACCAGGAAGAAUGCAAAUGACUGACACCUUGAUUCUGGCCUUGUGGAACUGGAGUAGAGAAGCCAGCUGAGUUAACUGGGAUUUCUGACUUAAAGAAGGAGGAAAUAAUAAAUUUAUGUUGUUUUAAACCACCAAGUUUGUGGUAAUCUGUUAAGGUGGCAACAGAAAAUUAAUACAAGUAAUAUUACAAGCAUCACUUGGGAAAUUAUUAAAAAUUAAGAUUCAGACCUACAGAAUCUGAACCUACAUUUAACAAGAUCCCCAGGUGGUUGAUUUGCUUACACUCAUUUUUGAAAAUCACUGGUAAUACUAUGCCUGCUGUGGAAGUGGAACAAAGAAAUUGAAGAAGAACUCAAGUUUGCAUGUAUUUCAAAUAAAGACAAAGCCACAAAUUUUAAUGACCAGAAGAAAGAAAGAAAAAGACCACCACAGAAGGGGUGUGGGCCAAAGAUUCUGCGUUCAGAGAGUCAUAUUUUCCAUUGUAUCAGUAAGAGUUCAACCAGAAAACACAUGAUAUCUACCUACCAACCUAUCAUCUAUGUACCCAUCGGUCUGUCUGUCAAUAGACUUAUGCAUUUGGGGGUCUGGCUAAACAGUCUCUGUGAGGCUCCAGGGCCCACAAGCAUGUAGUCAGAAAGGGAAGAUAACAAGCCAUCUAGUACCUGUGUCCAUUCCUAUUGCCUCUGAUUUUUGUGAUAAAGUUAUCCUGUGAAAACGGGGCCCUUCAUUGUGGAGUUAAAUGCAGUUGGAUCAGAAGUCAAAGCACAAGGAGUCAAAGAAGCACAAGGAGGAUCCAGGGGAAGAGAGAACAACUAUAAGCCCAGGUGCUGCCUCACACCAACCAAGUGAGCCAGGUGAUUAGCAACAAUGUAUGUAGGCUACAUAAUGGCUGUUACCUCCCUCCUGCCUGUAAUUCUGAGGAGACAGUCUUCCUGCAGUGCCCCCCUCUAACAGCAACAUACUAAGAAAGAGAAUUCUGGGGAAUGUAAUUUAGCUUGGCCAAGUUGGCACAUCACAAGCCAUCACAAUCCAUCAUCCCUUGUCAAUCUUGGUACCAAUACACAUCUUCUUAACCAUACUUAAUUGCCUAAUAUCGACAUUACAAAGCUGUACUUCCAUCUACAUGAUACCAGAAUCCCCAUAAAACCAUGACUACACUAACUCUUUUCUCAGGAGAGGAUACAACAUCUUCUCCCUCUCCUUCCCCAUUAAAAAAAAAAUGUCUUAGCUGGUGUUCAUUCCUCUCUUACCUGAUUCACACUCAUUUUGAAACCCCUUAACCGGGACGCUUGGGUGGCUCAGCGGUUGAGCAUCUGCCUUUGGCCAGGGCGUGAUCUUGGGGUCCGGGAUCAAGUCCUGCAUCGGGCCCCUAGCUGGGAGCCUGCUUCUCCCUCUGCC